Harpia harpyja (harpy eagle) is the source of this 3025-nucleotide messenger RNA. Its product is annotated as serpin B4-like. The coding region runs from base 93 to 1337 and encodes 414 amino acids. Gene Ontology annotation, biological process: negative regulation of endopeptidase activity. Gene Ontology annotation, molecular function: serine-type endopeptidase inhibitor activity. NCBI's taxonomy places the organism in Eukaryota, Metazoa, Chordata, Aves, Accipitriformes, Accipitridae. The record is from RefSeq and is a predicted model, not a curated record. The transcript has 8 exons.
GAUAAGGAAAAAUUCAAGAUUCCACAAAAGGUCCCCUAAUUGUACUAACUGGUUGCCACAGACAGGAAUGUGACUCAUCAUGAGCAAAAAUUAUGCUGCCACUGGGAGUGGCAAUGGCUUUAUAUCCCAUUGCUCCAGAAGCCCUGUCAUCAAGCUCAACAGUCAACUUGACACCAUCAGUCCUGAGGAGAAGAGAGCUGAGCAAAAGAAAAAGAAAUGAAAACAUCUUCUUCUCCCCGCUAAGUCUCUCAGCUGCCUUUGGGAUGGUUGUCCUCGGAGCCAGGGGCAACACACUCAAACAGAUUGAGAAGGUAUUUCAUUUCAGUGAAGUUUUGAGCAGUACAAGCCAGGGAAACAGAUACCCUUCCGAGAAGUGCGAAGAAGCUGGAGGAGUCCAUUCCCAGUUCCAGACUCUGUUGACUGCAGUCAGUGAACCCAGACCAGGCUGCUCUCUCACCAUUGCCAACAGGCUUUUUGGAGAAAUUACUUAUCCGUUCUUCCAGCAAUACUUGGAUUCCACAAAGAAAUUCUAUCGAGCAGAACUGGAACCAGUUAAUUUUAAAUACACUGAAGAAGAAGCCAGAGAGAAGAUUAACUUCUGGGUGGAAAAUGAGACAAAAGGUAAAAUCAAAGACCUAUUUUCUGCUGGGUUUAUUGAUCCCUCUACUGUGCUUGUCCUGGUCAAUGCUAUAUAUUUUAAAGGAAAGUGGGCAGCAGAAUUUAAGAAAGAAGACACUAAGGAAACAUAUUUCCAACUGAACAAGAAUGAGAGAAGGACAGUGCAGAUGAUGUUUCAAGAAGGUUAUUUUAACAUGGCCAUCAUAGAGGAACUGAAAAUUAAAGUGAUAGAGCUCCCAUACUUUAAUAAUGAACUGAGCAUGUUCAUUCUUCUUCCUGAAGUUGUCUGUGAGGACUUUACUGGCCUAGAACAGCUUGAAUGCAUCCUCACAUAUGAAAAGCUAGCAGGAUGGACCAGCUCGGCUAGGAUGCAACAGCUGAGAGUGAAGGUGUACCUGCCUCAGUUCAAGAUGGAGGAAAGUUAUGUUCUCAACAAAACUCUCCAGGAGAUGGGAGUGAUGAAUGUUUUUGACUGGGGAAAAGCUGAUUUGUCAGGAAUCUCUACGAAAGAUGGUUUGGUUGUGUCCAAGGCCAUUCAGAAGUCAUUUGUGGAAGUCAAUGAAGAGGGCACAGAAGCAGUUGGUGCCAUGGGGCUUGUUGCAGUACCUCUGUGUCGCCCAAUUUCUUACGAGUUCAAAGCUGACCAUCCAUUCCUCUUCUUCAUCAGACACAACCCAACCAACACUAUUCUCUUCUUUGGAAGAUAUUCCUCCCCUUAAGUGGAGGUUAUUUUGGAAAUUAGAUCUUUGUCCCCACUAACAUCCCCAUUGGCAAACAGCGAGGACAAAAGACGAGCACAUUUUCCCUAGGCUUUAUCCUAAUGUGUUAAUUUGGUGUAAAAAAGACUAUCUAAUAAGAGCAAAACUAGAGAUAAAAACCUAAAAGACAUUAACCAUUUCCUUUCUAACAUUGACUUCAGGCAUGUUUUACUUUUAGGAGGCCUCACUAAAAUGACAUCUACCUUAAAAUACACUGUAUGAUAUUUGCCAAAGAGCUGUAGGCCUCUAGAGGCAUCUGCAUAGAAAAUCUUACUUUGAGCCUUUCCUAAUGUACUAUGUCUCCAAUGAACCCAUGAUUUUAGUGCCCUAAAGAUGAGUGAUACAUUCUCCCACAUCAAGGAGACAGGAGGAUAGGGAUCUGCAUUAAAAGGAUAAACUCAGGUACUCAGUCUCUUUUAACUUUACCUACCCAACCUCUGUACAAGUGCCACUUUGUAUGGGAGUAGCAAAGUAUUCCUGUGGGACUCCUCCUUUAAACAUUGAUUGGGGGUAAUGGUUCAAGCUGGAACACUCGGGAUUUGUUCUCAGAAAUCAGAGAAAGCAGAAGACUUUUCUGGUGUAAUUUUGCUUGUUCUCAAGCAGGGCAGACCCAUUGCGUAUUUUUUUCUGUGAGAAACCCUGUAUGUGCUAGAAAGUUCUCCAACUUCUCCUUAAACUUCCACAGAACAAAAAUAGGGUUUCAGAAUAAUGGAAGGCCUUUUCUGACAAGGCCUGCUCUGUGAUUACACGCUUAAUUCCCACAUAAAACUUUAAGCAGUGAUAAGCCAUUCUCACUUCUAAACACCAGCUCUCUUUGUGGCUCAGAUACCAUGAGUUUCUUGCUCCAUCUGUUUUAUUCCUCAUUAGCAUAAAAAACUAAUAAAUCAUCUAUAGUGAUGGUAUUUAGGUGGGUAGCCUGUAUUUAUUCCAUUUAUCAUAAUAAAACCACUACAAACUAAAUAUUAAAUGUAGUAGUCUGCAGAAUUAAGUGAACAGAGGAGUAGUCUAAUAUAGCAAGUAAAGACAAUGGUAAUCCUUUCAAAAAUGUAAGUGACAUUUUUGUCUACCUCCCGUUUUUAAAUAUUCAUCAUGUUAAAUUUAGGCACUGGGCAUUAGGCAAAGAGCUGGCCAUCUGUGCAGGGCCAGUUAUGUCCUUCAGGUGCAUGCUUCACAGAUGUCCACACAGGACAAACACAUUGAACCAGAGCAUACAAAGGAGUGUGAGUGCCCAGGAAAGCUCUUCAUGGAAGACCUAAAGGCAUAUUUAAGCAACUGCUGACCAGUAGCUGGAACGCUAAUGUGAAUAUGUGAAAAUGGGAGAAUAAGAGAAGACACGCUACAGCUCUUUCCACAGAAAACCUGUGCCCUCAGGCAGUAAUGGUUUGAUAGAAUAAAGUAAAAGCUACAGCAGCCCAGUUCACAGAAUAAGGAACAUUGAACAAGGUGAGAGGAAAGCUGCUUACUGUCUUUAGUUUUUCCCAUCCUCAUCACUGCUAUAACACUCUCAGACGAAAAGCUCAUUCUGAGUUGGGAACCGGAAAGCCACUCUAAUUAUCAGGCUCUACAUUUCAUGCAUGCAUUUCAGCAAAACAAAACACACUGUUAAGGGUAAAGUAGUUCCCUUUCCCUGUCACAGAGGGUGCACCUAC